Molecule: messenger RNA, 4099 nt
Organism: Eurytemora carolleeae
Lineage: Eukaryota; Metazoa; Arthropoda; Copepoda; Calanoida; Temoridae
Exons: 15
Coding region: 1116-2270 (384 amino acids)
Molecular function (GO): protein binding
Source: RefSeq, a predicted model, not a curated record
UUUAACAGUUUGUUCAAACUAAAUUUAGAUGAAAAAUACAAGCUAGCCAUGGCUGAACAUUUCAAAGCACGCAAUUUGUUGCCAGUCACGGGGCGCAAAAACCUUGUGAAAAUGCGCGUAUAGGCAAGCUCUCUGCUGUUCCAGUCGGAUCGCUUUAUGUAGGAGGGUGCAAGAGCGUCGGGAAACCCGUCAGUCGCGGGGUGCAAUUGAAAUUUAAAUUAAAUUAAAAACCGGAAGAAAAAGAAUUUAAAACUGCAGUGAAUCAAGCGUUUCAUUUAAUUAUUUGUUCAUUUGAUUAUACAAAACUUUGAAAAGUUGUAAUGCAUUAUGAAUAUAUCUUACCUUAACUUAUGGCUGUCGAGAGUUGAGUAAUGAAAAUGUCGUCUUCAAUGUUCUUAGCAUUGAAAAAUCCCGGAAUAAAUUAACCAUUGGAUCGAUAUUUCCAGUGUACACAGUAAUCAGCUGGAAUAUAUAGAACAGAACAGAACUUAAUAGAACUAUAUACAUCAAACAUUUUUUCUUUCUUUGUAGUGUAUUUUACGUAAAAGUUAAAUAGUUAUAAGUUAUAAGAUAUAUUUUAGAGAAGACUUAACAAAUGUUUUUAUUUAUCUUUACAUUGCCUGAUACUUCUUUGUCAUAUUAAUAUGUUUACCAUCAAAAAACAUUAUUCAAUUAUUAGUUAGCCAUUUAAGUAUCCUUCUUGUUCACUCUGUACAAUGUACAAUAAUACAUAUAGUACGUAGAAUUGGUAUACAUAUAGUUACGCAUUACUUGCUGUACUUGCUUAUUUUAAUUUAUACAGGGUUACCCACAAAGGAAGAUACUUCAUAGACGACAUUUACUGGGUUUUGUCUGUUUACUAUCUCACAUUCAGGGUUCCCACAUAUGAAAUUAUUCAUUUUAUAAAAAUACAAGGUGUCCCACGAUACAUGACAGUUUGUGAAGAUUUACCAACUGUCAUGUUUCGUGGGACACCCUGUAUGAUGAAAAAGGCCAUUAAAUCCUGUUUUAGAAUUAUUAGGUUAAAUCUAAUACUCAAACCAUCGUUUUCACAAAGUUUCAGGUUUACUUAUAGUUCCAUUCUUUGUGGAUAACCCUGUAUUACAACAGAAAGAAUGUCAGCUGAAUCUGGUUCUGUUGAGACUUGUGGAAUAUGGAGAUCAGCUGAUAGAGGAGAUAUUAUUAGGGUAAAACAGCUGAUACAGCAGGGUUGUGAUGUGAAUAGUAGAAACUGUCUUGGAUGUGUUCCUCUCAUGUACGCUGCUGGGUCCGGUCAUCUACAGGUUGUAGAGUAUCUCCUGGAACAACCAGCUAUAUGUGUAAAUAUCAGGAACAAUGAUAGGCUUACCACCUUCAUGUUAGCAAUGCAGCUAGGAGGAGAUGCAGGUGGUUGGACUGGUGUUCAAGGGGGUGGAGGAGGAGGAGGACAAGAACACUUGAAGAAAUUGAUGGAUCUACCUUCAUUAACAGAUGCAGAUUGGGCUAGGAAUGAUAAGUGGACAGUAUUAAUGGAAGCAGCUAGUUUUGGCCAGGAAAAAAUAGUUGACCGUUUAUUGCAAGUUCCUGGUAUUGAAUUGGAUGCAAUAAAUAUCAGGGGUCAAACAGCUCAAGAAAUAGCAAUCAACAGAAACCAUCCCAUAGUGGGUGAAAAGAUAGAGCAUGCAAUCAAGAUUCGUGAUAAUCCCGCGGAGGUUGUGCAAAUCCGUGAACUUGAAAAUCAAGUUGAAGAUUUGAAGACAGAAGCAAGGAAACGUUUACUUCAUACAAUAGAUACAAGGUUUGAAUCUCUGUCAAAAACCAAGGAGAAACAUGAAGCAGAAAUGGAACCACUGACAAAAGAGAUUGACCGGCUUCAGCUUGCGCUAGAUCAGUCCAUGAAAAAACGGCUCGCCAUGAUUACAAGACAAGUGAGUGAAGUGAAGAGGCUUGAAGACGACCUGAAGAUCAGUAAACGACAACUAGAUAACUUCGACAGAAACACAUUUAUAUAUAUUUAUAUACAAAUAGUCCGUACCUGUCCUACCUGCCGAGUACCACUAGGACCUGCCAGCCUACUCAGGAAUAUACCGAUGGAGAAACUGGCUAAAACAUAUUUUGAAAGAUGUUCAGGGGCAACUGCAGGAUCAACUAGCUCUUUAUUGUCUCCACUCAGGGACUUCAGCAGACACUCUAGCAGGAGGAGUAGUGGGAGUGGAAGAACUAUAUCCCAAGGUACUCCCACCUGGGCUCAAGAUGAUUUAGAUUCUAGAAUAUUCGACUGGACUCAGUAGAACCAUAGAACAAUAAAACCAUAGAACAGUCUAUCAUUGAACAAUCUCCCAAAGAACCAUAUAAAGAAACAUCUUCCAUUAAAAUAAUUUUACAAUGAAUAGAAAUAUAAUCUCCCAAAAUAUAUCCCAAUAAGUAGAACCAUUUUCCAAGGAAUAGAACCAUCUCCCAAAGAACCAUCUCUCAAUAGAACCAAAUCCAAAGAGAACCAUAUCCCAAGAGAACCAUAUAUCAUAGAUCCAUCUCCCAAAAUAACCAUCUCCCAAUAGAACCAUCUCCCAUUAAAACAUUCUCCCAAUUAAUAAAACCAGCUCAUAAUAUAACCAUAUACCCAAAGGUUUCCUAAUAAUUAAAAACAUUUCCUAAAAGUACCAUCUCCUGAGAAAUAGAAUCAUCUCCCAAUAGAAAUAAACAAUGUCCUGAGAACUAGAACCAUUUUGCAAGGGUAUGAACAAUGUCUAUAAAGAGCAUUCUCUCGAAAGAACCAAAUCCCAAGGAAAAGAACCAUCUCUCAAGGAAAAGAACCAUUUCCCAAUAGAACCAUCUUCCAAGGAAGAGAACCAUCUCUCAAGGAAUAGAACCAUUUCCCAAUAGAACCAUUUCCCAAGGAAUAUAAACAUCUCCUAACGAAUAGAACCAUCUCUCAAGGAAUAGAGCCAUCUCCCAAGGAAUAGAACCAUCUCCCAAGGAAAAGAACCAUAUCUCAAGGAAUAGAACCAUUUCUCAAUAGAACCAUCUCCCAAGGAAGAGAACCAUCUCUCAAAGAAUAGAACUAUUUCCCAAUAGAACCAUCUCUUAAGGAAUAGAACCAUUUCUCAAUAGAACCAUCUCUCAAGGAAUAGAACCAUUUCCCAAUAGAACCAUUUCACAAGGAAUAGAGCCAUCUCCCAAGGAAUAGAACCAUCUCCCAAGGAAUAAAACCAUUUCCAAAUAGAACCAUCUCUCAAGGAACAUAAACAUCCCCCAUGGAAUAUAACCAUCUCCCAAGGAAUAGAAUAUAAACAUCUACCAAUGAAUAGAACCAUCUCUCAAGGAAUAGAACCAUCUCUCAAGGAAUAGAACCAUAUCUCAAGGAAUAGAACCAUUUCUCAAUAGAACCAUCUCCCAAGGAAUAAAACCAUUUCCAAAUAGAACCAUCUCUCAAGGAACAUAAACAUCCCCCAUGGAAUAUAACCAUCUCCCAAGGAAUAGAAUAUAAACAUCUACCAAUGAAUAGAACCAUCUCUCAAGGAAUAGAACCAUCUCUCAAGGAAUAGAACCAUAUCUCAAGGAAUAGAACCAUUUCUCAAUAGAACCAUCUCCCAAGGAAUAAAACCAUUUCCAAAUAGAACCAUCUCUCAAGGAACAUAAACAUCCCCCAUGGAAUAUAACCAUCUCCCAAGGAAUAGAAUAUAAACAUCUACCAAUGAAUAGAACCAUCUCUCAAGGAAUAGAACCAUCUCUCAAGGAAUAGAACCAUCUCCCAAGGAAUAAACCCAUCUCCAAAGGAAUAGAACCAUCUCCCAAUGAAUAAAACCAUCUCUAAUAGAACCAUCUCCCAUUAGAACUAUCUACCAAUAUAACUAUCUCCCAAUAGAAGCUUCUCCCAUUAGAGCCAUCUCCCACUUAAAAAUAUGUCACAAUAGAACGAUCUCCCAAUAGAACUAUCUCACAAAAAAUUAAAUCCCAAAAGAACCAUCUCCCAAUAGAGCCAUCUCCCAAUAGAACCAACUCCUAUUAGAACUAACUCACAAUAUAACUUUUUCCCAAUAGAACCAUCUCUCAAUAAAAAAAUCUCCCAAUAGAACCAUCUCCCAAUAGAACCAACUCCCAAUAGAAAUAUCUCCCAAUA